GUCGACUCGGACUUCCAUUUGGUGUUUGUGUAGCAUACCUACUACAUGGUAGUACUUGCUGCUGGGCUGGAGCACAAAACCCCCUCUGCCUGUCCAUGGGACUGAACCUGACACCGACACGCUCGGGCUGGAGUCAUGGCGAGUCGGGCAGUGCCGGAAGAAACCGCGUCAGACGAGGUAGAUCAGUCCCACGGGCCGCGGGCGCCUGCGUGCGCCGAGGAACUUGGACGUGAGAGGGAGAAACAGCGGGCGUGCACUCGCACGUAGCCCACCACGAGUCCAGGGACUGAGUUGCGACCGACGCGUGACCGGAAGAAAAAGUAAAAAAGAGAAACAACAGAAUGGGGUUGUUGAAGAGGAAGAUCCCGGGCCGGAUAGUCUGAUGUUGAGACGGGAUGGAUGGGUCCAAGGAGACCCGUGGACCCGCCCAUGUACUUUGCUGCCCCCAGAUUGUGAGGAUAUUUCUUCGUGAGGGUGUAUUGGUAGCCUUCUGAUUAGAAACAUCUUGAACGAAUAGGCAAGGCAUAUGAAUUUGGAGGUGGCGUUGGGAUAUGUGCACUUGCCACGUUCUCAAACUUUAACACCAGGGGUGUCAGAUUCCAUCUCCAGCAGGUUAGGAUGUUAGGAUGGAUGUCUGCACGUCUGGUGAUGCUGCAACCUUCUCCGCCGCUCCACUUCCCCUCACGCUCCCUGGAACCCUGCUCGUCCAACCAUCCACCACGUGUGCCGCCAUGACAGGAACUCCCCGCCGUCCAGGCAAGCCCAAGGUCGAGUGCAACCCGCUUCCGAACUUCCGAGUGGGAGGGGGCAGAAAACCAUCCGGCCUUGGUAUGCACCUGUGCCAGCUGCCCGAGUAGUGUCUAGCUUGUGCGCCGUGGCGGAAAGUGGGAGUAGAAGAAUAGAAAUAUCCAGCCGCCUUGGGAUUGCAAUAGCUCCCCACGUUGUUAGUGCUUCUUCCUCCUAUCGAUGCGAUAACGACUUGGAGCAACCUCGACGGAGUAAACACUCCUCCACCGGGCCCAGUCCCAGCCUCAGCUUCCACCGAGUACCACACCUUUCCAUGCAGCAUACUAUACUCUCCUCUUCCUAGGCCAACGAAUUCUCGAGCUGCCUUGUUUCUGCAUCGACUAGGAAACCUGUUGCUAUUUGCGAUCUGAUCGGAUUGUGAUCGAUGCAUGGCCGGAUCAAAACCUCCGUUAUCGAUUAAGAAAACUCAAAAAAAACUCUCGAGUUGGUAUCGAUAAGGACCACUUCACUCGGCCGGGGUGAGGUGUGAAUGACGACUUGGAGAUAGUUCGACAGCCUUCUAUCGUCUCUGUCCGUUUUCACAUAUAUUCGGGAGGCCAGCCCAACUCUCUACUCAGGACUCAUGUGACGUUAUUGAGGGGCCUCGUCUCUCUUGACUAGAGAAUACGCAGUAUCUCUUGUUGUUUCUCGUUCUCCCGCCGACAUCCUCAGCAGACAAGCAAGCCCUCAGUCCAGCCGCCCACCAUCGUCGAAACGGACCGGGCCUCUUCGAAGCAGACCUACUACGCAGAAAAGAAUCCACAACUAGUAGGCCCAACGGGGUCCCAUCGCGCAGCCUCUCAAACGGGCCAGACAGGCCAGACGUACCAAGGCCCUGCAAGAUCGUCAGCGAGUUCCCACACUAAGGCCUGACCGAUCCGUCCCUAGGCCCAGAACAAAGAAAAUAAUUCUGGGCUAAAACGAUCGACGACGUGUGCAUUGGUUAUUGUCCAAUAUACCCCGGCCAUUCUGAGGUGUAAGUGACCAUUGCUUGGAAUUCCACAGCAAUCCCCUGUCACUUCAACAAAAAAGAAGAAAAAAAAAAGAGACCCCAAGUCCCACAGCCCACGGGCCAGAACUGGAGUCCACCUCAGCUGCAGUACUUAGUACACAUUCGUUCACAACUUGACGUACGGCAAGCUACGUCACUGGAAUUUUUUGCCCCCAAAAUUUACACUUGAAUGCACUGUCUAUUGUACUCAAACUUUAAGAAAGUGAAACACGGACCAGGAGCAGCACUCGGCCUCCCAGACAAGGAAGGCCCCAAGGACAACCCUUUGUUUAGCUCCCGAGCCCCGGACCUGCCUCACAACCCGAGUACCUCGAGUACCUUGGUACCUCUGCACGACUGCGUGACUGCCUGCCCCACGGCACUUGCCGUGCCAGCCCUGCACCUGCAACCCCAAAUUUGGCAGCGGCAAGACGCAUCAGCCAGCGAGGAAGCUGGGUCCCCUUGCAGCUCUGCCACCCACCAUCAGCCAUCAACUUUGCACCCGACGUCAGCCCGACCCGAUUUCUCCCUCUUCUUACACCAGAUUCGGCCACAGCUUGUCUGCUUGUCUGCUCAACAUCGCACCCAGUGCCUCCCACCCCACCAUCUUUAAUCACCAGUGUGGCCUUCGUUUUCUCUGGUCCCCUCCCUAGACAAAAGCACUUUUCCUUUGGACUGCCUUGCAUCUUUGUCAUAGACUUUCGAGUUAGACCUCUUGUCCGAACCAAGAACCAACUGCGGCGCGACCAUUCCUCAACUCUUCGGUGUGUUUCGAGGACAACACUUGUGUUUCGCAUCACUUCCUGCCUUCAGUUCGACCACCACAACCAGCUCAGGCGCGCAUAGACUUUAGAGCUCAGAGCCUUCUCGACGAUACCAUUUCAACUACCAAAGACAACUGGAUCCACUGCCCCAGUCCAACGGCAGCACAAGUCUCGCCCGACCGACCCGACCGACGUCGAAAAGAAAAAUCCAACCAACCUUUCAAAGCUGCAUGGGAUAUUCACAUUGCCAUACAAGAAUCUGAUACCUGAGGCCCAACAUGACGGUCUUCAUAGCCUCACUCUUCCUCCCGAAGACAGUCCAUUUUACCCUACCUGGCGUCCCUUCGAAAAACGCAAAGCUACUGCCCGAGAACCCUGCCAAAAAGAAACCCAGGCCCCAGGCGCAACGAGCACCACCGAGCCUCUUCCCUGUCCCAAAUGCCGACAUCACUCCACCAGACAGCCCAGUUGACGACCAGCCCGCUGAUGGCAUCUUUACCAACGAGGAUGGCCUGCGCAUCCACUACCACGCCAAGGAGCACCAGUCUCCAGGCUGCGAAACCAAGCCCGAGCCAGGCCCUGGCUACCAGGGCUCUCCUGUCUGGGGUAGGAGGAACGAUCAGCCUGUCUCCCGUGCCAACACCCCGCCUCCUUCCUCAAUCCUCGAGCAUAACAAGCAGUUGAAGGCCAAGGCACAAGAGCUUGGGCGCCAGGGCGUUGUCCAGCCUCGCGCCCUCCAGAGAAGCGACAGCCACGACCGCGUCUUUGCCCACGCUGACUGGAAGGUUGUCCAUGCCGACCAGGGCAAUGGGGGCUUGCGACAUGCUGCCGACGCAGCCAUUCGCGAAGGGAAGCUGUCUGACGUCACCUGGGUAGGGACCCUGGGCAUGCCCACAGAUGCCCUCGAGGGCACUCAGCAGAAGCAGGAUAUCGAGGACCGCCUCGCGACCGAGUUUGACUCGCUCACAGUCUUCUGCAGCGACAAGGACCUCGAUGGCCACUACUCGCAUUUCUGCAAGCAGAUUCUCUGGCCUGUCUUCCACUACCAGUUGCCAGACAACCCCAAGAGCAAGGCCUACGAAGAUCACUCGUAUAAGCAUUACGUCAAUGUCAAUCGAGCAUUCGCAGACAAGAUCAUCAGGAACUGGAAGAGGGGCGACGUCAUCUGGGUUCACGACUACCACCUGCUGCUUGUGCCUGGCAUGGUCCGCGAGAAGCUGCCCGACGCCAAGAUUGGCUUCUUCCUGCAUGUCGCUUUCCCCUCGUCAGAGGUCUUCCGCUGUCUGGCCGUCCGAAAAGAGCUGCUCGAGGGCAUGCUCGGCGCCAACCUGAUCGGCUUCCAGAUCCACGAAUACACGCGGCACUUCCUGCAGACCUGCAGCCGCCUGCUCAAUGCAGAGGCGACCCCUGAUGGCCUGCACCUAGAGGACCGUUUUGUAGAUGUCAUCAACCUCCCCAUCGGAAUAGACCCCGUGAGUCUGAGCGCGCAUCGGGAAGACCCCGCUGUCAAGAGGUGGCUUGAUGUGCUCCGGGAGCGUUACGCCGGCAAGAAGCUCAUCGUGGCGCGAGACAAGCUGGACCAUGUCCGAGGCGUCCGCCAGAAGCUCCUCGCCUACGAGCUCUUCCUCAACACCAACCCCGAGUGGCGAGGAAACGUCAUAUUGAUCCAGGUCGCCCUGUCUUCAAGCGAGAAAUCAGAGCUUGACGCGACUGUGAGUGAUAUUGUCACUCGCAUCAACUCAUCUUAUGCAAAUCUCGCGUACCAGCCGGUUGUGUACCUGAAGCAAGAUAUCGACUAUGCUCAAUACCUGGCCCUUCUGUCCAUUGCUGAUGCGCUCAUGAUCACAAGCCAGCGCGAGGGCAUGAACUUGACCUCGCAUGAGUAUCUCUACUGCCAGGACGGCAAGCACAUUGGCGAGAAAAAGCAUGGCUCCCUGAUCCUGUCCGAGUUCACGGGAACUGCCUCCCUUUUCGGCGGCAAUGAGCUGUCUGUGAACCCAUGGGACUACAGGGCGUGCUCCAAUGCCAUCCGAAAGGCCCUGGACAUGAGCAACGAGGAAAAGGAAGAGCGAUGGACCAAGCUCCACAAAUGCAUCAUGCAGCACACUGGUGCUCAUUGGUUUACCGAACUGAUGACGCGCCUGGACCACGCGCAUGACGAGCAGCAUCGCCAUGAUCAGACAUCUGUCCCGCGCCUCAACGUGAACAAUCUGGUAGAGAAGUAUCAAAAGAGCGGACGCCGCCUGUUCAUUUUGGACUACGAGAACACGCUGGUCAACUGGGGUCCUGUGAACCAGAUCAUUCCUUCCAGCCCACAGCGUACCCUGGAUACCUUGAACGAGCUUCUCCUGGACGAGCGCAACAUAGUAUAUGUAAUGUCUGGUCGGCGGCCCGAGGAGCUGGACCGUUUGUUCCGACGCGUCCCUAACCUGGGUCUCAUCGCCGAGAACGGUUGCUUCCUCAAGGAUUGCGGCAGUGACGCGUGGACUGAGAUGGCAAACCCCGAGCACAUCCGGGCGUGGAAGGAGUCGGUUAAGGGAAUACUCAACUACUACCUGGAGCGCACACCGGGUGCCGAGAUCGAGGAGCGCCGCUGCAGCCUGAUCUUUCACUACAAGAGCGCCGAGGACUGGGAACACGCAGUCAGCCAGGCGAGUGACUGUGCCUCGCAUAUCAACGAUGCCUGUGAGAACCAGCGUGUCCACGCCAUCGCCACUGACGGCUCAAUAAUCGUGGAGCCGGUGGAUUGGACCAAGUGUACCGCCGCGGAGAGGAUUCUCGAGGACCUCAUGAGUCGCCUGCCUGCGAACGACAACACACACAAGGGCCCUGUGGACUUCCUGAUGGUGGUCGGGGACGGGAGAGACGACGAGAAGGUCUUCAGAUGGGCCAACAAUCUCGGAAACGACCAGGUCGUCAAGGACGUGGUCACCGUCAGCUUGGGCAACCGCAACACCGAGGCGACCGCCACCCUAACGCAGGGUGUUUCUGGUGUUUUGGUGGUGCUCAACCGGCUGGCGUCCGCCACCGCUGAAUGAGCCCGUCGCGUUUGGCCAGGCCUAGGUUGAUUGCAGAAGUCACUUUCGAAGAUGCCCGAGUUAGACUUGCGCCGUCGCACGUGGAGACGCCCGGAAUGGGACGCUACGGCGUCAGCAGCAAUUGGGGUUUUAUUUCCCAACCCUGGGCUACCUUGUCGAACGCCGCCUCGUCGCACAGUCCUUCUCUUUCCGUCGCCAAUCUUUGUGGCGCCUCCACCCCCAUGGGGCUUGGCGACAGGGACCGUGGUCUCAUCGGUCAGCCCCGUCUGCGCGACCUGUCAGUUCUUUUGACGGACAGGCUAUUUCGAGCAGCACAGGGCCAGGCAGGGGCCGGCGAACCUCGACCGAACAGUUUCUACAUGCCCUGCUCCUUGCAACAACCCUUCUCUCCUCCUCACAUGACCGUCCGCUCAUGCACGUCUGUCUCACUGUGGCUAGUGGGACUGGUGUGGUGUAACCGCCACUCAUGCGCGGUACAACGGCAUAUUCUUGUGGUGUUUCCUGUAGCAGUAUCCUUGUUUGUGGUAUUUGGUUCUUCUCAUUAUGCGUACUCUCUCUUCUCUCUCUCUCUCUUUCUGGUUAACCUCAUGAUGAACACAAAAGCAUGGCGAUCACGGCACAAAUGGUAGUUUCUUGUUUUUAAGGAUAUGAAUGAUGGAAAGGAAAUGCUCUCACACCCAACCCCUUGUGCUACUUGGAAAAAAGGGCUCGGUGGUAUGGAUGGAUGCCUGUCAGAAGAGUCUGGACACUUGUACGAUUGAUUGUUGGAUAGACGGCGACUCCCCCCGCGCGCUUGUGUGUGUGUCCUAUGGAUGGGAAGGGGUAAAUGAAAGUCUGCCAUUCGUGGUGUGGUGUUUGAAAACGAACAUGCGUGUUUCCGUGCGGGCGUGCGUUCUCCCCUUUGUCUGGCCAGCAUGGUUUGAUUAGACUACAGAUGCGUGCGAGGGUUGACUGCUAUCAGGAUCAGAUCACAUCACAUCAAAACACCACCCGCACACAUCAACAACACCCCACUCCUCCAAAACCCAACAUUACAUCAUCAAAGAUCCGGCCGGGGAUAGCUGGUUUCCCCCCGGGGCAUUUUCCCCGUUGUACUUUGUACUUGGUUUUCUCUCCUCCAGCAGCACCGUUUUUGCUUUUUUUGAUUCAUCCAGACUAUCCAGACUACUUACUUACUACCUCUGUACAAUUAGGAUCAGGUUAGGUUAGGUUAGUCCUUCCAAGAGCUCUCAAGCAAUCGGAGUUUAUGAGUUUGCUCCUCUCUCA
Messenger RNA from Diaporthe batatas, 6845 nucleotides. RefSeq lists its product as uncharacterized. The transcript is spliced from 5 exons. Lineage: Eukaryota; Fungi; Ascomycota; Sordariomycetes; Diaporthales; Diaporthaceae. The record is from RefSeq and is a predicted model, not a curated record. Gene Ontology annotation, cellular component: cytosol; alpha,alpha-trehalose-phosphate synthase complex (UDP-forming). Gene Ontology annotation, molecular function: catalytic activity. Gene Ontology annotation, biological process: trehalose biosynthetic process. The coding region runs from base 2820 to 5579 and encodes 919 amino acids.